CAGCCUGUGUCGGAGUUGCUCCCAAAGAUCCGUGGACAGUUUCACUGAAGACUGCUCCUCCUCAAACACGCUCCGCGCCUCUGAUCCCACAUCCCUGGCUUCGGUCCCCUGAAGCUCUUCGCGCAGCGAUGGAGACUUGGGCUGGAGUCCUCCCGAGCAGCAGCUGGCUCUCCGUGCAUCUGUGGCUGAUGGUCGUGGCUCAGAUUCUCCAGAACCCAGCGGCGGAAAUCACCUGCGGGUCCUGUCCCUCCCCACUCAAACUUCACUCGCUGGAGCGCCGGGCUGGGCCGAGAGCCGAACCCAGCCCACUGCGAGAAGCCCGUGCGGAGAGUCGGAAAGUGGCUUUUGGAACUGAUCGGGAGAAACCUGGGUCUGUUGAGGCUGGCGGUCCAGACGGAAGGCUCGGGCGGGGAAGUGGCCCAGCAGCCGAGGACGCGCUCCGGCGAGCCAAGAGAAGCGAUCUCCUGGAGUUGAGCGACGAUCGCGGAGCCCUGUUGGAUGGAAAUAGGCAGGGAAGCUUGGAGCACGCUUGGAACCGAGAAGAGCGGCCGGACGAGGCGAAGCUGAGCAGCAGCACCAUCGCGCUGAGCGGGGACUCUGCGCACAACCACGCUGUGGUCCACUGGUCAGGAGCCAACAGCAGCGUAAUCCUCAUCCUCACCAAACUGUACGACUUCCACAUUGGCAGCGUGACGGAGAGCACGCUCUGGAGAUCAAUUGACUCCGGCUCUACGUAUGAAAGAAUGAACGACAAAAUUGGAGCCAAGACUGUUCUGAGUUACCUGUAUGUUUGUCCCAGGAACAAGAGGAAGAUUAUGGUGUUGACUGAUCCGGAGUUCGAGAGCAGCAUUCUCAUCAGCUCAGAUGAAGGAGCCAGUUUCCAGAAGUACAGACUUACUUUUUAUGUCCUCAGUCUUCUCUUCCAUCCCGCUGAGGAAGACUGGGCUCUGGCCUACAGUCUGGACCAGAAGCUGUACAGCUCAGUGGACUUUGGGAGGAAGUGGCAGCUGGUCCAUGAACGUGUGACGCCAACACGGUUCUACUGGUCUGUUUCAGGUCUAGACAAGGAACCAGACUUGGUACACAUGGAAGCUCACACACCAGAUGGAAACGUGCAGUACGUAACCUGCCAAGCCCAGCUGUGCUCCGACGCAAACAGGAACUAUCCCUUUCCUGGAUACAUCGACGUCAGCUCCCUGGUGAUUCAAGAUGAAUACAUAUUCAUACAGGUUCCCACAUCUGGCCGGGCAACAUACUACGUGUCAUACAGGAGAGACCAAUUCAUUCAAAUCAAACUGCCCAAAUAUUCUCUGCCAAAGGAUCUACACAUUGUCAGCACAGAUGAGAAGCAGGUUUUUGCGGCCGUGCAAGAGUGGAACCAAAAUGACACCUACAACCUCUACUUGUCCGACACCAGAGGGAUCUACUUCACCUUGGCCAUGGAGAACGUCAAGACUACAAGAGGCCUUGGAGGAAACCAGAUGUUGGACCUUUAUGAAGUGGCUGGGAUCCGAGGAAUGUUGAUUGCCAACAAGCGAGAAGAAAAUCAAGUGAAGACAUUCAUCACUUACAACAAAGGUCGGGAUUGGAGACUCCUGCAGGCGCCCUCUGCUGACCUGAGUGGGAAUGAUAUUCAUUGUGUUCUGCCUUUUUGCUCGCUGCAUCUGCAGCUGCAAAUGUCUGAAAACCCGUAUUUGUCUGGAACCAUCUCGACGAAGAGAUCUGCGCCUGGCAUCAUUGUUGCUGCAGGGAACAUUGGUGCCGAGCUGUCGUACAACAACGUGGGCAUGUUCAUCUCAUCUGACGCUGGAAACAGCUGGAGACAGGUAUUUGAAGAAGAACACAACGUGUGGUUUCUGGAUCAAGGUGGAGCUCUGGUCGCUGUGAAGCAACCAACUGUGCCAACCAAACAUUUAUGGAUCAGUUUUGAUGAAGGGAGGCAGUGGACACAACACAGCUUUUCUUCGCUGCCACUGUUUGUGGAUGGCGUUCUGGUGGAAUCUGGAGCGGAGAACCAGAUCAUGACAUUUUUUGGGCACUUCAGCCACCGCUCGGAGUGGCAGCUUAUCAAGAUCGACUACAAGUCCAUAUUCACUCGCAAAUGCUCCGAGGAAGAUUACCAAACGUGGCAUCUCCACAACCAGGGGGAGCCAUGUGUGAUGGGACAAAAACAGAUCUACAUGAAGCGCAGGCCAGGCAACUACUGCAUGCUGGGAAAUGACUAUUCCAGAAUCCUCUCUGCGGAGUCGUGCAUCUGCCGAGCCCAUGAUUUCGAGUGCGAUUAUGGGUAUGAACGACGCAGCGAUGGGAACUGCAGACCUGCCUUCUGGUUCAACCCCACAGCUCUGUCCAGAAGCUGCAGCCACGGCCAGAACUACUUCAACAGUACAGGGUACCGUAAAGUUGUGUUGAAUAACUGCACCAAAGGAGUGAAGGAAAUGUACACUCCCAGAAAACAACCGUGCCCGAACAGACCACCAAAAGGUCUUGUACUGACCACCAAAGAUGAUCAACUGACUGCUUAUCUAGGAAACAAUGUCACCUUCCUAGUUCAUCUAGAUGAGCAGUCAAGACAAGAGUCUGUGUUGCAGGGAGACUCACUGCGAACCAACAUCCAGUUGGACUUUGGUGACGGGACCGCUGUAUCAUAUUCCAACCUAAGCUGGACUGAGGAGGGAAUAAGACACAUAUACAAGUCUGCAGGAAUAUUUCGCGUCUCUGCGCUGGCAGAGAACACGCUAGGUUUCGACUCCACAAUUUUAUUUCUACACGUCAUCUGUCCAGUUGAGCACGUGCAGCUCCUAUCUCCCUUCGUGGUGAUAAGAAAGCGAGAGGUCAACAUCACAGCACUGGUCUUACCCAGUCAUUCCAGAACUAUCACCUACUUCUGGUGGCUUGGGAACAACACUGAACCAAUUAUCACGCUGGAUGGGAGCAUCUCUCACACAUUCCCCAUUGAGGGAAUGCACAGUGUCACCGUGCAGGUUGCUGUAGCAAACACAAUUGUACAAGACACAAAGAGCAUCGCAGUCAAAGAAUUCUUUAAAUCCCUGCUUUUAUCUUUCUCUCCAAAUCUGGAUGAGUUCAACCCCGACAUACCUGAGUGGAGAGAGGACGUCAGUCGAGUAAUUAAGAAGGCUGUGCUCCAAGUCACUGACUUUCCACCUGAGCAGCUGUUAGUUGCAGUCUUACCUGGUGUCCCGACUGCAGCGGAGCUGUUCUUCCUUCCCCAGAAGAACCAGUCAGAGGCUAAGAAGAAGUACGAAGAGGAACUAGAACAGGUGUCAAACAUUAUUGUCAACGCACUGAAUCAGAACCUGGUGGAGUUUGAGCUGAAGCCUGGUGUGCGUGUGAUUGUGUACAACACACAACUGACACUUGCUCCUCUGGUGGAUUCCAGCCAGAGAAACAGCAGCUCGGCCAUGUUGAUGCUCCUUUCUGUCGUGUUUCUUGGGCUGGCUGUCUUUCUGAUCUACAAGUUCAAAAGAAAAAUUCCGUGGAUCAACAUCUAUGCUGAGGUCAACCAGGAAAAGGAGCAGGAGAUGAUUGGUUCGGUGGGUCAAAACAACUCCGCUCCAAAAAUCACGUUGAGCGAACUUUCCACCCCAAAGGAACUGAUGGAGAAGGACAUGGAGACCCGAGUCAAAAGGGGAGUGGGAAACUGCUGCGAGAUCACAAGAGAGAUUCCAAACUGUACAAGUGUGUGACGAGUGAGUGGAACACAACCUUCACCAAGAGGAGAAGCGGCGCAUAGUUUUCUAAGAUGUUUGUACAGACGACGCUCGGAUGUUCCAUUCAAUCACAUCCAGGCUGGAAGCAUCUGCUCUGCCAGAUCUCUGAAUCAAUGGACAUUCGAGUGUGUCGACAGUGAAGAUACAUAGUCCUGUUCAUGCAGAGUGACACACCUUCGGUGGCCAGCUAAGAAACAUAAUGUACAUUUUCGGAGGAUUUUGCUUUUCAGAAAUUUCUCUAUAGAUACAUGAUGAAAGCCAAUGUCUAAAUCUGCUACUAGACAUAUUAUCCAACUGUAUAAUAGUGACAUUAUUAAUUUCCAAUGAAUAUAUAUAUAUGUGUGUGUAUAUAUAUUUAUGAGUUCUUUAUACGUCCUUAUAAUUUAGGUUAGAUGGUUGAUUUUUAUCUCUCAACUUUUGCCUCUGCCUUGUUGUUUUGACACAGGGUUAUUUUUGACUUGUGCAUGUUUCUCAAUGAAGAUGUGUGUAUGCUGGAGGCUGUAGCCACGAAAGUGCUGCACAUAAAAUCAUUGGUUUUUAAUCAUGUAACUUUUCAAAUGUGAACCUUUUAAAAAGCAACCAUCAGUAUGUAUCUGAAUGAGAUGAGAUUUAUUUGGCGCUGCCGCUUGAACCAUGUUGGUAAAGUGCUGUACCAAAUUUGCUUUUUUGUACAUGCAGUAGGCUGUCGAUUCCACAUUUUUGUAACCAUUAUGGUCUUUAUCAAAUGUGCAAUUGAUAUUUGAUAGGCGUUAUUUUCUGAUGACUAGUAGGGUGGCUGUUGCGUGGCAUUUGGAACAGACCCUGCUUUGUUAGGUUCAGAAGGGAAACGAGGAAAAGAACACAACAGCAAAAACAAUAUAAAUUAAAAAGCGCACAAUAAAACAGGUUGAUACUGAUGUCAUCAUCAGAGAAGUAGGGGAUUGCACUGAUAUGAUCAGUCACAAUGAAGAGUAGAAGAUAACCAGAUACAACCUGGGCCAUAAGCCACUGAGUCGUUGAUAGCAAGAGAAGCCACAGAGAACUUUCCAGACUUGGUUUAAACAGGGGUCGCGACUGAGGCAAUGAAGAGGCGAUGAAUGAGGGCAGGCGAACUCUAGCCAUGCAAGAGGCUGCGUAGGGUUGGGAAAGAGAGAGGCCAGUGGACUCAAAUCAUUUCAGAAUUGAUGUUUAGCAAUCUACUGAAAUAUCUGUGGACAAAAAAGAAAGAAAGACAAAAACAAACUUCCACUCACCAUUCGACUUGCCAUCAAGGGCUGGUCUGCUUAAUGCUUCAAAGAAAGAAACUCCCUGCUCUUCAGUAAGAAUUCAAUAAAAUGGCAAGUUCAAGUAAAAUAAAAAAUACAAGUGACAUGGUUUACAUGGUGUUUACACGGGGUUGUGAUGUGUUUUUCUUACGACGCAUUUAUUUAGAUCAUGAGUUGAUGUGCUUGGUUCUCAUUUUAUUUCCUUCUUGUUUCUUCUUAAAUUCUACAGAAUGUAAAAUGGUAGGAUAGUAUUUAUUGCCAGGCCACGUGGAUGAGAAAGCCUAGUAAUAAUUGUUCCCUCGGUGUAAAUUUAGUGACGAAAGCAUUUAUUUCUGGGCUCACAGACUGAAUACAACAAAAUGAUUGUUCUUGUUCUUUUACUGCAGCAAUGUAGUGUUCUACUGCGCAUGCUCCAUCUGUGAUAUCGACUUUUGACUUUACGUUGAUAUUUCCAUGGUCAGCAAAAUGUCAUUUUUUCAAUGGUUUCAAAUAAAUGUA
Molecule: messenger RNA, 5473 nt
Organism: Synchiropus splendidus (mandarinfish)
Lineage: Eukaryota; Metazoa; Chordata; Actinopteri; Syngnathiformes; Callionymidae
Gene: sorcs3a
Product: sortilin related VPS10 domain containing receptor 3a
Exons: 27
Coding region: 129-3707 (1192 amino acids)
Cellular component (GO): membrane
Molecular function (GO): protein binding
Source: RefSeq, a predicted model, not a curated record